UCAAGUAUUACCUCUUAUUUACAAAGUAGUAUAUAUUGCAGUAUGGUGAGUAGAAAGUUAUAUACCUGCAUUCACCAAGUAGUACGGCAGUGUACUGCGUAGGCUGUUGGAUCGAUAGGAUUCUAUCAGCAGUGCAAGAAAGGCAAUGCUUUUUGCUGGAAACUCAUUCGGGAGAAGAUUUCUACAGGCAUGCUUACAUGAGAGAAGAUUGCAGAGGCUAAGUUCGGUUUCUCUUCUAUCUUGUCCUGUACACACUGCUCAUGAAAAUACUUACAUGCCCAAGCCAUUCACUGAAGUAGUCGAGCCGACAAAAUUGCCUUUUAUCGGUUCCGCACUCGAUUAUACUUCCGCCAAAGGAUUUGAGCUAAAAUAUAUUCACGAAUUGUGGAAAAAAAGAUCUGCCGAAUGCGGAGAGCUAUAUAAAGAAAGAGCACCUGGUGGAGAAUACAUUGUGUACUGUUCGUCACCGCGUGAUUCAGAAGUGAUGUUUCGAUCAGAUGGAAGAACUCCGAUCCGCGAUGCGUUGUUGAACGUGAAGCACGCAAGAAAAAAGCUAGGAGUACCGUUAGGACUGAUGAAUCUUAGUGGAUUGGAGUGGUACAGGAUUCGUUCUGCUGUGAAUCCUCUAAUGCUUCAAAAUGAUUCUGUAUGGAAGUACAUGGGAAGCCAGUUCAGCGUUGCCAAUGAUUUAGUUGUUUAUAUGAAAGAAAACUUAAAUCGUGAUUUUGAAGUUCCCGACUUCAACAAAGUUCUAGUGCGGUGGGCAUUUGAAAUGACUGGCGUUUUCGUGUUUGACACUCGUCUUGGGCUCUUAUCAGAUAAGGUUGAUUUUACCGCUAAGGAAAUUAUUAGGAGCAGUUUGAAGAUGUUUCAAAUAGUCGGGGAAACUAUGUACGGUUUGCAACUGUGGAAAUAUUUUGAUACACCAAAAAUGAAGGAACUUUGUGCAGCCCAACAAACACAACUCGAGUACACGAAUCAUUACUACGAUAAAUCUAUGUGGUCGUCCAACAAGAAAAGAAGCGAUGAAGACAAAACACUCAUUGAAAAGAUUCUCUGUUGUCCGAAAUUGAGCAGAGCAGAGAAACAAAUGAUGGCUAGUGAUCUACUGCUGGCCGGAAUAGAUACAACUUCUAAUGCAGCUGCAUUUACUUUGUAUUGUCUCACAUUGAAUCAAGAUGCCCAACAUAAAGUGCGACAAGAAAUAUUCGAAUUGUUGAAGAAACCAGAAAUAACAGGAAGGUUACUGGAAAAUAUGACGUAUAUGAAUGCUGUGAUAAAGGAAACUCAGCGAAUGUUUCCGUUUGUUACGAGUCACAGCAGGAGAGCGUCUGAAGAUAUUAUUUUAUCAGGAUAUCACGUUCCAAAAGGUACAAAUAUACUGAACACAUCUAAUGCCAUACAUGGACGAAACCCAGAAUUCUUCAACGAGCCAGAUAGCUUUAUGCCGGAAAGGUGGAUGGGGCCUAGAACAAGAGAUGCGAAAAAUAGGUUUGUAAUGACCGGUUCAUUCGGCAUGGGAGCAAGAAAGUGUCUGGGAAGGAAAUUUGCACAACAAGAAUUGAAAAUGCUAUUGAUUGCCAUCCUAUCUGAAUUUUGUGUAGAAUACCACCACAAACCUAUCCGUCUCGCUUUUAAGCUUACCAGUUAUCCAUCGGAAAAACCACAAUUUACAUUUAUCCCUCUUACAAAGUGAGAUGUUAUAUAUAAAGCUUUUUUUAUUUUUUCAUCUACGUAAAAUUGUAGUAUUUGAAGUGUUGUUGUUGUGGCUACGUAUAAGCGCAUUACAGUAGUGCAGUGGUUCCCGGACUGUGGAUCGCGACCCUGAACCCAACUAAAUGUACUGUAUAUAAAAUAGUUAUUGAUGUAAAUUUUUUCAAUGUGUAUUUAUUUAUUUCAGUAUAUGUUCUUAAUUAUGUACUUAUUUCCGUAUAAAAUGUAUAUAUUUAAACAGAAUUCUUUUUAAUUGUAAGAAAAUCAUUGCGGUAUUCGUUUAUUAUUUUUUAUUUAUGUGAUUUAUAUCUCUAUUUAAAGCAGUGUUUAGGCAUAUUUUGAUUGUGUUUGUGACGAAUAAUACAGUAACAGUGACAAAUA
Molecule: messenger RNA, 2094 nt
Organism: Styela clava
Lineage: Eukaryota; Metazoa; Chordata; Ascidiacea; Stolidobranchia; Styelidae
Product: cytochrome P450 10-like
Molecular function (GO): oxidoreductase activity, acting on paired donors, with incorporation or reduction of molecular oxygen; heme binding; monooxygenase activity
Source: RefSeq, a predicted model, not a curated record